UCAUAACUAGGUUGUUGCACACUGAUGGCAGAAUAAAUAAAACCCAGUUCCAGUGUGCGGUCCAAGCAGUUUGCAGGCCACAUGUUGUGCGAAUAUGAUCGAGCCUUGCGCUAUAAAGUUCAGCGGGUUGUUCGUGGCGGUGGGGGCGGACACUGACACGGCAGGACUCUCCUCUGCUGUCCUGCGGUAACAUUGUUGUGGAACGACGUCACACCUCGAAAAUGAAGGCACGGAGGCAGCCAUUACUGGAGCUUCUCUAAUUAUUUUAUUCCAAAUAAAUACUCACGGAAAACUCACAUGGCAAGAGCUACAAGUCAGAUGUAUGAUGUUGUGCCCAUUCAGCCCAACGUUGCCAUCUGUUCCUGCUCGCAUCCAUCAAUGGCCAGAAACCACCCUGACUCCUGUUCGCCACUCGCCAUCCCGAGCACAAGCAGCAGUCACUGCCCCAACAUGGAGGGCUCAUCCCCGCAGCCCUGCGCCGUAGGAGCACCCGGCGGCUCCCAGAGCGCCGACGGCCGCGCGCAGCCGGCCGCCCAGAUGCCGCAGCCGCGCAAGAAGAAGCCUGAGGACUUCAAGUUUGGCAAGAUUCUGGGAGAGGGCUCCUUCUCAACGGUUGUUCUUGCAAAAGAGUUGGCCACAGGGAAAGAAUAUGCAAUUAAGAUUUUAGAGAAGCGCCACAUUAUGAAGGAGAACAAAGUCCAGUACGUGAAAAGAGAACGAGAUUUGAUGUCAAAUCUUGAUCACCCGUUCUUUGUAAAGCUCUACUUCACGUUUCAAGACGAUGAGAAGUUGUAUUUUGGUCUUAGCUACGCUAAAAACGGCGAACUGCUAAAAUACAUUCGCAAAAUUGGUUCGUUUGAUGAGACCUGUACACGGUUCUACUCGGCCGAAAUAGUUUGUGCUCUAGAAUAUUUACACAAAAAGGGGAUAAUUCACAGAGACUUGAAACCAGAAAAUAUUCUUUUGAACGAGGAGAUGCACAUCCAGAUAACCGAUUUUGGAACAGCGAAACAGUUGUCGUCUGACAGUAAACAAGCGAGAGCAAACUCCUUUGUUGGGACAGCGCAGUACGUGUCUCCAGAGCUGCUAACAGAAAAAUCGGCCUGCAAGAGCUCUGACCUGUGGGCUUUGGGGUGUAUUAUCUAUCAGCUGGUGGCUGGUUUACCACCAUUCAGAGCUGGGUAAGAACCCUUUUGUUUCAUUUUAGAUCUUCAUUUUGU
Molecule: messenger RNA, 1220 nt
Organism: Poecilia latipinna (sailfin molly)
Lineage: Eukaryota; Metazoa; Chordata; Actinopteri; Cyprinodontiformes; Poeciliidae
Product: putative 3-phosphoinositide-dependent protein kinase 2
Exons: 8
Coding region: 298-1185 (295 amino acids)
Biological process (GO): intracellular signal transduction; peptidyl-serine phosphorylation
Molecular function (GO): ATP binding; protein serine/threonine kinase activity
Source: RefSeq, a predicted model, not a curated record